GUAAGUCGCACAUCAAUCCACCACCAAUACCUCACCGCCUCAUUCCACCGCCAAAAUGGGUCGCGUCAAGAAGUCCACCCGCAAGUUCGAGAGCAAGCACCUCACACGCACUCUCGACGACCGCAAAUCGAAGAAGAAGGUGAAGCAAGCGUUCAUCCUGCGCGAAAAGAAGAAGGCGAAGCGCUCCGCGAAAGAGGACGACGAGGAUGAGGAUGGAGAGGAGGGUGAUGAGCCGAAGGCGAAGAAACAGAAGCCCGAUGGUCCACAGAUCUUCGAGGAUAUGAGUGUGGAGCAGUUUUUUGCGGGAGGCUUUGAGGUCCCCGAGCCUGCUGCGCUAGCAACGAAAGGUGGAAAGAGGAAGCGCGAGGAGACCAAGAAGAAGCCCGCGGUGCAAGAGGAUGCGGAUGUGGAGGGUGCUGCUGCCGACGGGGAGGAUGAGGAGGAGGACGGCGACGAACUCGAGCAACACAAGGGCGACCUGAGUGCGUUGGCCGAGAACGAUCCCGAAUUUUACAAGUACUUGAAGGAGAACGAUCCGGAAUUGCUCGACUUUUCGAUGGCGGAGAAGGAUGAUCUGUCGGAGAUUGACUCACUAUCGGACGACGAGGAGGACGAGACUGUCGGCAAGAAGAAAAAGAAGGCCAAAAAGGCGAAGAAGGAGGACGAGAGUGACGAGGUUACGAUGGCGCAUGUCAAGAAGUGGAAGGAGGCGCUGGUGGACAAGAAGAGUCUGCGGAGUCUGCGGCAGGUGGUUCUGGCGUUUAGAGCUGCUGCUCAUGUCAACGAUUCUGAGGUCAAUAAUGCGGAGGGCGGGUUCAAAUACACCAUCACGAACCCCGACGUAUAUCACGAACUGCUAAUAUUAGCGUUGAGCGACGUCCCGGCGGUGCUGCAGCACCAUAUCCCAAUCAAAGAGUCGGCUUCGGGCAAGAUCCGCGUGGCUACGGACACGAAGAAAUACCGCACUCUCACGCCGCUCCUCAAAUCGCACUCGCAGUCGCUGAUGCACCUUCUCCCGCUCCUCACCGACGCUGGUACCCAGAAGCUUCUCCUCAAUUCCACCCUCGAGCUCGUGCCAUACUUCCUUUCGUUCCGCAAGUUCCUCAAGACCUUCCUCAAGACUAUCAUCGAGGUGUGGUCCACCAACAGCGUCGAUGAAGCCACUCGGAUCACCGCAUUCCUGGUGGUACGAAAAGCCGCCGUUAUCGGCGACGAGGGCAUCAAGGAGACAUGCAUCAAAGCUCUAUAUGCCGGUCUCGUCAAGGCCAGCCGGCAAACAUCAGUGCAUACCAUCCACGGUAUCAACCUGAUGAAGAACUCGGCGGCCGAAAUCGUGGGCCUGCAGGGAAUGGACAAGGUUGGCUACCAGGCUGGAUUCGCAUCCAUCCGUCAGCUCGCGGUCCACCUGAGGAACAGUAUCACCAACAACUCCAAGGAAUCGUACAAGACUGUCUACAACUGGCAGUACGUGCACUCGCUCGACUUCUGGUCGCGCGUGUUGGCUAUGCACUGUGAUGGGUUGAAGGAGGCACAGGCUGGCAAGGAGUCACCUCUGCGACCACUCAUUUACCCCCUCGUCCAAGUCACUCUUGGAGCUAUCAGACUGAUCCCCACGGCCUCCUACUUUCCCCUGCGUUUCUUCCUGAUCCGUUCUCUCCUCCGCCUCUCCCUCUCGACCGGGGCGUACAUCCCUCUUGCGCCCCUAAUUUUCGAGGUCCUCUCCUCCGGCGAAAUCAAAAAGAAGCCCAAGCCUUCUACGCUCAAGCCCGUCGACUUCUCUGUCACCAUCCGCGUGCCCAAAUCGUACCUACGCACACGGAUCUACCAAGACGGGAUCGCGGAGCAGAUCGUCGAGUUGUUCGCCGAGUUCUACGUGCUGUACAGCAAAAGCAUUGCGUUCCCCGAGCUCUCGAUCCCCACGAUCGUGCUCGUCAAGCGCUUCGUCAAGAAGUCGCGCAACGCAAAGUUCAACUCCGCGCUGCACCUGCUGAUCACAAAGCUCGAGGCGAACGCGAAGUUUAUCCAGGAGAAGCGCCAGGCCGUCGAUUUUGCGCCCGGACGCAGGGCCGGCGUUGACGCUUUCUUGAAGGAGACCGAGUGGGAAAAUACCCCGCUGGGCGCCUAUGUCGUCUCGCAGAGGAAGGUGCGGGAGGAGAGGAGGCGCCUGCUAGAGGAGGCCCUGAAGGAGGAGCAGGAGAAACGCCAGAAGGAUAAGCUGGCGCAGCAGGAAGUGGAUGAGGAUAGUGAUGAUGUGUUUAUGAGUGAUGAUGGUGAGGAGAGUGGGGACGACGAUGAUGAAAUAGACGGCAUGAGUGAGGACGAUGAAUAGACGUGUUCGGGAUGGCUUAAUAUCAAUCAUGUCUUGUUCCUGUUCUUGGUGUAUCAUAGUUAUAAAAGCAGGUUUUGGUUUUGGGAUC
Molecule: messenger RNA, 2417 nt
Organism: Tricharina praecox
Lineage: Eukaryota; Fungi; Ascomycota; Pezizomycetes; Pezizales; Pyronemataceae
Product: Noc2p family-domain-containing protein
Exons: 3
Coding region: 56-2329 (757 amino acids)
Biological process (GO): ribosomal large subunit biogenesis
Cellular component (GO): nucleolus; nucleoplasm; Noc2p-Noc3p complex
Source: RefSeq, a predicted model, not a curated record